UGCAAGAUCUUAAUAUAUCCCACAAUAUGCUGACGAGUGUGGAUUCAAUUCCUCUUCAGUUUGCAGAUACUAUUGAUUUGCGGUCCAAUUUGCUUCAAGGAUCACUACCCAUUCCAUCAAAUUCCACUACAUUCUUCUUCAUAUCUAAUAAUAGUCUCACUGGAGAAAUUCCUUCAUCUAUUUGCAAUUUGACAACACUGGUAAUGCUUGAUUUGGCGACAAACAAUUUGAAGGGAGCAAUUCCGCAAUGUUUGGGUAAUAUUACUGCCCUCCAGGUUUUGGAUAUGCGCCACAACAAUCUUUCUGGGAAUAUUCCAACAACUUUCAGCAAUGGAAGUUCACUGAGCAGCCUCAACUUGCAUGGCAACAAACUAGAGGGGAAAAUCCCACAAUCCUUGACCAAUUGCAAACAACUUGAAGUUCUUGAUUUAGGAGACAAUCACCUCAACGACACAUUCCCCGUGUGGUUGGGGACUCUACCAAAGCUGAAAGUUCUAAGCGUGCGAUUCAACAAAUUGCAUGGUCCCAUCAGAACAUCAAGGAUUGAGAACAUGUUUCCAGAGCUUCGAAUCAUAGAUCUCUCUUACAAUGCCUUCUCAGGAAACUUACCUUCGAGUUUGUUUCAACAUCUGAAAGCCAUGAGGACAAUUGAUCUAUCAUUGGAAGCAUCAAGAUAUGGUGCAGAUCGAUAUUACCAAGACUCGAUAGCUGUCGUAUCCAAGGGAUAUGAGCGUGAAGUUGUGAGAAUCUUGUUUUUGUACACCACUAUCGAUCUUUCAAAGAACAAAUUUGAAGGACAUAUUCCAACUAUUAUGGGAGAUCUCAUUGCACUCCGUGUGCUGAAUAUAUCUCAUAAUGGAUUGGAAGGUCAUAUACCGUCAUCACUUGGAAGUUUAUCUUUGGUUGAAUCACUGGACCUAUCAAGUAACCAUCUUGUAGGAGAGAUACCAGCACAAUUUGCUUCUCUUACUUCUCUUGCAGUCUUAAAUCUUUCCUACAAUCAUCUCGAAGGGUGCAUUCCUCAUGGAAAUCAAUUUCAGACCUUUGAGAACAAUUCAUAUGAAGGCAAUGAUGGAUUACGUGGUUUUCCAGUUUCAAUAAGUUGUGGCAAUGAUCAUGUAUCAGGGAAAAAUUAUGCCGUAGAUGAUGAAGAAAGCAAUUCUGAAUUUCUGAGUGAUUUUCGGAAAGCUGCUCUUAUGGGGUAUGGAAGUGGACUAUGUAUUGGAAUAUCCAUAGUAUAUUUCAUGAUGUCAACUGGAAAACCGAUAUGGUUUGCAAGAAUCAUUGUAGAGCUGGAGCACAAAAUAAUGAUGGGAAGGAGAAAGAAGCAGCGAAGUCAAAGGAAUAACAGAAGAAGAAAUAAUCACUAAUCAUAUUACUGUUAUUUCUUUAAGGAAAAGAUGUAAUAAGUUGUAGACGCAUUAUCGUUAAAUCCUGUUUGCAUAAAGUGUGUAGCAUCAUUUGGCCAUGAAAAUUGAGGGUGAGAUGACCUUUAAUGAUAAGUUAUAUGCAAUAUAAAAUCUUAUGA
Molecule: messenger RNA, 1528 nt
Organism: Solanum tuberosum (potato)
Lineage: Eukaryota; Viridiplantae; Streptophyta; Magnoliopsida; Solanales; Solanaceae
Product: receptor-like protein 12
Exons: 1
Coding region: 27-1370 (447 amino acids)
Molecular function (GO): protein binding
Source: RefSeq, a predicted model, not a curated record